AUGCCACCACCACCAUUUCCCCCAGCUGGAUAUUUCGAGGACAUCGUCCGGCGCGUCCGCGUCCUAUUUAACGGGCAAUACGUGGUCGAUGCCCCGAAGCCGAAACUUGUGUGGGAACACCCGUAUUACCCUGUCUACUACUUUCCCCGCUCCGAUAUUAGCAGCCAGUACCUAGCCAACAAGAGCAUCAACUCCAAUGGGGAUGCAGUCUACGACCUGGUUGUCAAUGACCGAACAUCGUCAUCCGCAGUAACCCUCAUUCAGUCCGGCCCGUUGAAAGACUACGGCACAAUCGGAACUACAAAAGCCGACGCAUGGUUUGAAGAGGACGACCGCGUCUACAGCCAUCCCAAGGAUCCCUACAAAAGAAUCCAUAUUCUGCAGUCCUCGAAGCAUAUCCGCGUUGAAAUUGAUGGGGUUGAAGUUGCUAACACGACGCGUCCGAAGCUGUUGUACGAGACGGGCCUGCCUGUUAGAACGUAUAUCCCACAUACAGACGUGAGGCUGGAUUUGUUGAAGGAUGACCCCGACCUGACUACUAGUUGUCCGUAUAAGGGCGACGCGAACUAUUAUAUUGUCGCACUCCCUAAUGGAUCUAAAAAAUCCGGUCUUGCAUGGUGGUACAAAACACCGACAGCGGAGAGCGCGGACAUCAAGGGAUAUAUCGCCUUUUAUGAUGAUAAAGUCGAUGUCUGGGUGGAUGGAGUAAAGCAGAACUCACCUGUCAAUCCCAUAGGAUAG
Messenger RNA from Penicillium lagena, 741 nucleotides. Its product is annotated as DUF427 domain-containing protein. Bases 1 to 741 code for a protein of 246 amino acids. The record is from RefSeq and is a predicted model, not a curated record. The transcript has 3 exons. NCBI's taxonomy places the organism in Eukaryota, Fungi, Ascomycota, Eurotiomycetes, Eurotiales, Aspergillaceae.